Messenger RNA from Melopsittacus undulatus (budgerigar), 477 nucleotides. It is a transcript of the gene RGS13, whose product is annotated as regulator of G protein signaling 13. The coding region runs from base 1 to 477 and encodes 158 amino acids. The transcript is spliced from 4 exons. NCBI's taxonomy places the organism in Eukaryota, Metazoa, Chordata, Aves, Psittaciformes, Psittaculidae. The record is from RefSeq and is a predicted model, not a curated record.
AUGAGUCCAAGUACUUGUUGGCUUUGCAGAAGAAAUGGGAUCAGUUCUAAAGUGUCUUUGGAGGAAGUGCUGCAAUGGUCCCAGUCUUUUGAAAAGCUGUUAGCAAGUAAAUAUGGGCCUGUGAUUUACAAGACCUACUUGAAGACAGAGCACAGUGAUGAAAAUAUAGAAUUCUGGCUUGCUUGUGAAGCUUAUAAGAAGAUCACAUCACAGAGGAAAAGGAUUUCCAUGGCCAGGAAACUUUUUACAAGUUACAUUCAGCCCCAGGCUCCCAAAGAGAUUAACAUUGACAGUCCUGCGAGGAAAGCAAUUAUAAGGAAUAUUCAAGAGCCAACACAGUCCUGUUUUGAAGAAGCACAGAGAAUAAUUUACAUGCACAUGGAAAGAGAUUCUUAUCCACGAUUUCUUGAAUCAAAGUUCUACCAAAACCUCAUACACAGCCUUCAAAACAAUGGCAGCAAUUCGAUGGUAAAUUAA